Protobothrops mucrosquamatus (brown spotted pit viper) is the source of this 915-nucleotide messenger RNA. It is a transcript of the gene METRN, whose product is annotated as meteorin, glial cell differentiation regulator. Gene Ontology annotation, biological process: positive regulation of axonogenesis; glial cell differentiation. NCBI's taxonomy places the organism in Eukaryota, Metazoa, Chordata, Lepidosauria, Squamata, Viperidae. The record is from RefSeq and is a predicted model, not a curated record. The transcript has 4 exons. The coding region runs from base 1 to 915 and encodes 304 amino acids. Gene Ontology annotation, molecular function: hormone activity.
AUGCCUUGGACCCCGCGCUUGCUUGCCCUUCUCCUCCUCCUCCUCCUCCUCCUCCUGGACCCGGCCUUUUGCAGUUACUCCGAGGAUCAGUGCAGCUGGAGAGGAAGUGGUCUCUCCCAAGAAGCUGGCAGUGUGGAACAGAUCUCCUUGCACUGUGCCGAAGGAUCCCUGGAAUGGCUGUACCCAGCCGGAGCGUUGCGCCUAAGCCUGUCCCCCCGCCUGCCCACGGGCCCCGCCGGCAAAGAGAAACCGCAGCACGUCACCGCUUGCAUCAAGUCCUCCAGCAGCUUCCGGGGAGCCCAGAUUUACUUGGAACGAGACGGGGUCUUGGAGCUGCUCCUCUCGGAGACGGACGCGGCCCUCCAGCCCAAGGUGCGCUGUUUCAGGUGGCUGCCGCGAGAGAAAGUCGCCCUCUUCUUGCAGUCCACUUUGCACCAAGACAUCAGCCGUCGGAUUGCAGCUUUCCGUUACGAGCUGCGGGGCGAGGGGAACGCUCACUUCUCCUGGUCCUGGAGGAACCUCAGCGUGGAAGAUGCAGGGACUUGCCGUCCGUGUAACAACACCGAAAUCCUGAUGGCAGUUUGCACAAGUGAUUUUGUUAUCCGUGGCAACAUCAAGGCCGUCUCCAAUGACAGGGAAGCCCAAGAAUCGAUCAUCGGCGUGAGUGCCACUCGGAUCCACCGGCAGAAGUUCGCUCUGUUUCAACCGCUUGGCAAAUCUGGAAAAUCCACAGGCAGCAUCCACACCCUGCUACGAUGUGGGGUGAGGCCCGGUCCGGGCAGUUUUUUAUUCACUGGGUGGAUGCACUUUGCUGAGGCCUGGCUCACCUGCGCUCCCCGGUACAAAGACUUCAUCCGCAUUUACGAGGAGGCGCGGCAGGCUCACGAGAACCCCUGUGAGGUCUCGUUGGACUGA